Molecule: messenger RNA, 507 nt
Organism: Thamnophis elegans (Western terrestrial garter snake)
Lineage: Eukaryota; Metazoa; Chordata; Lepidosauria; Squamata; Natricidae
Gene: ROMO1
Product: reactive oxygen species modulator 1
Exons: 3
Coding region: 129-392 (87 amino acids)
Biological process (GO): protein import into mitochondrial matrix; protein insertion into mitochondrial inner membrane
Cellular component (GO): TIM23 mitochondrial import inner membrane translocase complex
Source: RefSeq, a predicted model, not a curated record
AUCACGAGGUCUCCAGGCUCCACGUGGUCGCCGGCUAAAAUGGCCGCCGGAGCAGCGACCCUGCCACAGGAGCCUCCCAAACUCGAAAAAAAAUCAAGCCCCAGGCAGCUGGAAAACAACAGCCACCAAUGGGGAACUUACAAGAGGAAGAGAUGCCUGUGACAGUGGGAUCAUAUGGCCAGUCCCAGCCGAGUUGUUUUGACAGAGUAAAAAUGGGCUUCAUGAUGGGCUUUGCUGUUGGCAUGGCAGCAGGUGCACUCUUUGGCACUUUUUCUUGUGUCAGGAUUGGCAUGAGAGGACGAGAACUGAUGGGUGGCGUUGGCAAAACCAUGAUGCAGAGUGGUGGAACGUUUGGGACAUUUAUGGCUAUUGGCAUGGGAAUCCGCUGUUAACUUGAAUUUCUUUUAUUCUUUUUUACCAUGAAGACUAAUGCCCGUUAGUCCAGAUCCUGCUAUGUAAAAUAAUAAAACUUUGUAUCAGGAAUAAGAUAAAAGUAUCUCAGCCUUU